AUGGCUUCGAGCCAGAUGGAAACGUUCGAAGAACUCUGCGAGAAGCUCCUUGACAUGAUGCUUCUAGAGCCGGUAGACUGGGUAGCGGUUGAAGAUAACAUUCUUGCUGCUGUCAAGCAAUCAACCAACGCCGUGAAUACUUCCAAGUGUGAAAUUUUGAAUUUCGGCCCUGGAUACGGCAUGUCGGCAGCCAGAUAUACCCUCCCAGAUAACGUGAAGAUUGUAGCCGCUUCAAUCGCUGAAUCAAGCUCCUCACCACAAGACGCUUCCGGUUUGUUGUCAUCUGAUGAUAUUGCUAUCGUGGGCAUGGGUGUGGACCUUCCAGGAGCUUCCAACGCCGAUGCUCUUUGGCACAACUUGGUCAACGGCAUCAACUCUUGCACCGAGAUACCUUCUUCAAGAUUCCAUGUUGAAGAUUUUUACCAGAAGAAUGAUGCCCGUACAUUAAGAACAAAGUACGGCAACUUCCUAGAGAACCCGUUCAUGUUUGACAACGAAGUCUUUGGGAUUUCCCGUCGGGAAGCCCACUCAAUGGACCCACAACAACGAGUCAUGCUCCAAACUGCCUAUCGAGCACUUGAAGAUGCGGGUUAUGUGCCUGAUUCAACCCCAUCAUUCUCCAGGAAGACCUUCGGUUGUUUCAUCGGAAAUGCUACACUCGACUACACCGACAAUCUCAGAGACCGCAUUGAUGUCUACUACAGUCCAGGAACAUUGCGCGCUUUUCAGAGUGGACGUAUAUCCUACGUCUUCAAAUGGAGUGGGCCGUCCAUAACUUUGGAUACGGCUUGUUCGUCAUCGAUGGUAGCCAUUCAUCAAGCAGCACGAGCAAUUCAGGCCGGAGACUGCCGGGCAGCAUUGGUUGGAGGUGUUAAUGUCAUCACUAGUCCGGACAUGUAUCUUGGUCUCGAUCGAGCACAUUUCCUGAGCCCUACCGGCCAGUCUUUUGUGAUCAAGAAACUUGGGGAUGCGAUAUCAGAAGGUGACCGAAUACUCGGCGUUAUCAGGGGCACUGAGAUCAAUCAAAGCGGCAAUGCGCAUUCCAUAACGCAUCCUCAUUCACCAACGCAAGAGGAGUUGUUUCAAACGUUACUUACCAAAACUCAAGUUCAUCCUCAUCAGAUUACUGUGGUGGAAACACAUGGAACAGGCACACAAGCCGGAGACCCAAAUGAGCUUCUCAGCAUCCGCGGAGCAUUAUGCAACGGUCGAGAUCCGGCGAAUCUUCUCCAUUUUACAUCUAUCAAAGCAAACAUCGGCCACUGCGAGGCCGCUUCCGGCGACGGAUCUAUCAUUGAUCGUGACGGCGCCACUUGGCCUCAAUCUUCGAACCCGAGACACCCGCGGCUUGCUCUACUCAACAAUUUUGGUGCCGCUGGUUCAAACGGUGCUUUGAUACUGCAAGAAUAUUCCAGUCUCAAGGCUCUCCCAAAAGACGAGGAUCAGUGCCAGACCAACAGCUACUUGCUUGGGCUCUCGGCUAGGAGCCACACAAGCCUCCUUGCCCACAGGAAUGCUUUGAUCUCUUAUCUGGAGGAUCCUUCGUUGACGACUUCUCUUCGUGAUGUGGCUUAUACAAGCACGGCUCGUCGUCAGAUUUUCGAUUAUCGUAUCUCUGUUACUGGUUCCAAAAUACAGGAAAUUGUCGAUGACUUGAGAAAUGCAAAUGUUUACAACAUUCGCGAGUCGGCAAAUCCACAGCCACGUGCGGUAUUCGCAUUCUCAGGUCAAGGAUCACAGUACCUGGGAAUGGGCCGAGAGCUUUUGACUGCUUACCCUGAAUUCGAGAAAGUCGUCAAAGACUGCGAACAAUGGCUAUUGAGCAAUGAUUAUCCGGGGUGUCUCAAUAUUAUUGCAUGCAAAGACGACCAAGAACGGGAAUCUCAGUCAACUUCCCUACUCAAUCAAUCUCUUCAAAUAUCCAUCUUUGUCUUGGAGGUAGCACUGGCGCGAGUCCUUAUCUCUCUUGGGAUCAUUCCAACCAUUGUACUUGGUCACAGCCUAGGAGAGUACGCUGCCCUCGUCAUUGCUGGUGUAAUUGAUCUACAGAGUGGUCUGAAGCUGAACUACGUCGAUGCUCGCGGUCAAUCUCAGUGCAGAGACCUCAGACCGAUUGCGUUGUUGGGGGGGCCAAUCGGACAGCUUCAGACACUGAAAGCAAGACUCAGUGAGAUGAAGACGCGGUCGAAGAUUCUCGACGUUCCAAUGGCCUAUCAUACAAGCGCCAUGGAGCCCAUAUUGGAUCAAUUGACAGAAGUCGCCAAGACACUCGAAAUCUCAAGUCCGAAAAUCCCUGUUCUAUCCAACGUGUUUGGCCGCCUUAUCCGACCUGGCGAAGAAGCUUUCACUUUUGAGUAUUUUGCUCUGCAUUGUCGCCAGAAAGUUGCUUUCAACGCAGGCAUUCAUGAGCUCUCUCGCUGUGAAAUGGGGGCAGAAAUGUCCCGAUGGAUAGAAAUCGGACCUCAUCCAUCGUUGCUGCCAAUGACCACUACUGCGUUGAAAUGGCGAAACGCUUUCGAUGAGCGAGCGACUUUGAUCACUCUACCGGUGAUGCCGUUCUCAGAGCAAGAAUUUGGCAGUUACUAUCCACAUGAGAGUACACAAAUCGACAAGAAUGAGUGCGAUCAAAACAAUGAUUCUGAAACUUCGUUCACCUUCCUGUCAAGGAUUAUUCAACGUCCGUCAGACACGAAUACCGAGGCCAUCUUUGAGACACCAAUUGCGGUCUUCAAGGAAUACAUUAUCGGUCAUCGUGUCUGCGAUCAUGCUCUCUGUCCUGCGUCAGUAUACCAUGAGAUUGUUCUAGCUGCUUCGAAGUGGACACAGCUCCAUGAAGGUGAAGGAUUCAUUAGGACGCUUUCGAAUUUGCGAUAUCUAGCACCUUUACUAUACACGGAAGACUCUUCCAUGAUGGUUAGGGUUUCCAUCAAGCCUAGCAAUGGCCAUAAGGCGGAUUAUUGGUUUAGUGUGGCCUCAUACAACGCAGACUCGGAUCAGCAGCAGCAAGUGAUUCAUUGUCAGGGACAGCUGAAGACGCGGUCUGCUGCUCAUGCUCAGAAGUAUGCGAAACUAGUGCCGCUUAUGCAACGGCAGAAGGAACGUUUUCUGCACACAGGCCAACCCAACACCCAGGUAUUUCUCCGAAAAUCCAUGUAUGAAAAGGUUUUCACGCGAGUUGUCACGUACUCCGAAUUGUUCCAGAUGGUUCAGUCAUUACGCAUCGACCAAGAUGAAGCACUUGCAGUUUGUCGUUUCCCAGACCUGCAAGGAGAGACAUCAAGGGCGAACACGGUCCUCAUGGACGCCCUCCUUCAUGUUGCUGGUUUCGUUGCCAAUCUCAAUAUUGGGAAUGCAGAGGUUUGCAUCUGCAAGGAGGUCAAAUCUGCUACCAUGACUCGAGAAUUCCCCUUCUCGGAUGCGACGUUCGAAGUCUAUUGCAGCAAUGUCGAAAUCGCAGCCCAAAACGUGAUCCUAGCAGAUGCAUAUGCUGUGGACUCACAAGGCGUGAUUGCUGUCUUCAAGGGAAUGGCCUUCCAGCGAGUAAGAUUAACGAGAAUGGCUCAAUCUCUCCGGUUGACAGCUGCGAGAUCUAGUCACUCACAUCAAUCUGUUCCAACAGAGAAAGUGAAACUGGUGCCCCCAAAGACCUCGGUUGCUGACUUGAAGCUUCCGGACUCUCCUGUUGACAGGCGACCAGCGAUCAGGGAGAUCAUCGCUACAACUUGCAAUCUAGAAGCAUCAAACUUAGCUGCCGACACGAGUCUCCAAGCCAUCGGCUUUGACUCGCUCAUGAUAAUUGAACUUUCUUCCAACCUGUCUGCGAAGCUUCAUAUCGCAAUUGAUAUAUCCGCCCUGGAAGACUGUGAGACUGUUGAGGAUAUUGAGCAGCUGUGCAGCGAUGUCGGCCGAUUAGGACCCACACCUGCCUCGGAAGCAGAGACUGUUGAGUCUGUCACUAUGCCAACGACACCGGCAACGCCUCCAGAUGAGCCACGUAUUGCGUCAAUAAUCGCUGAAACAUGUGGUGCUCAUAUCACCUCAGUCAAGUCAGAUGUCGAGCUCGAGGCUCUGGGCAUUGAUUCACUGAUGAUGAUCGAGCUGGAAGCCCGUCUGCAAAGUCUAUUGAACACCAAGAAACUUUCGUCUUUGGAACUCUCGGAAUGCAGAACAGUGAGAGACGUUGAGAAAUUAGCCAAUCUUGAUGACGUAGAACCAGCCCAGCUUGAAGUUGAAACUCGUUCUCAUUCAUCAUCUCAAGUCCAUGAUGGUACAAGACCUCCAGUACUAGGUGGCGGAAAGGAAGAAGUCUCUGCAUCAAUGGAUUCGAAAAUUGCAACCAUACUCAAGUUGCAUGAGCAACCGGAAUUAGUGCAUCUUGCUCAGGACAAGACCUCUGAAAGCGCCCAGCUUUUUCUCGUUCAUGACGGCAGCGGCAUCUGUGUUCAAUACCACCGACUCAAACCCUUCAAUCGUACGGUCUAUGCAAUCCACGACCCCAAAUUUAUGGAUCCAGAUACUUGGUCGGGAAUUCCUGCCAUGGCACAAUCCUACGCAAGACUUAUUGAAAGGACAACCUCCGGCCCUUACAUUCUCGGUGGCUGGUCUUUUGGCGGUGUUGUUGCAUUUGAGGCUGCUAAAGUGCUCAUGGCAGGAGGCCACGACGUCACUGGUGUUGUUCUCAUCGAUUCACCGCCGCCACUCAAUCACAAGCCGCUCUCUGCAAACAUCAUAGAUGCCGUCACAAAAGAUGAUAGAAAUAGAGGUGGCUUGGUCGGUGAAACAAUUCGAAGCCUUGUCAGGAAAAGUUUCACAGCCUGUGCGGGUAUGCUUGGGACUUUCAAACCACAGGCUACGACAAGUGCCAGUCGACCAAUUCCACGAAUCUUCUUGCUCCGAUCAAAGGAAGGUUUUCGUCUAGAUACGGGUAAUGGUAGUGGUGGGGUGGAGAACAUUUGGUUGCAAGAUCGCUCUGAACCCAAGACUUCCAUUGAGGGAUGGGAGACUCUUACGAAGGCAAAGGUGCCCUAUGUUGAUAUCCCAGGCGACCAUUUCCAGGUGUUCGACGUUGCGAAUGUACACGCUGUAUCAAAAGCUAUCGCCCAUGCGUGCAGUGAAUUAGCGAAGGACUUCUAA
This is a messenger RNA of Penicillium maclennaniae, 5133 nucleotides long. RefSeq names its product type I iterative polyketide synthase. Lineage: Eukaryota; Fungi; Ascomycota; Eurotiomycetes; Eurotiales; Aspergillaceae. Gene Ontology annotation, cellular component: fatty acid synthase complex. Gene Ontology annotation, biological process: fatty acid biosynthetic process. The transcript is spliced from 14 exons. The record is from RefSeq and is a predicted model, not a curated record. Gene Ontology annotation, molecular function: fatty acid synthase activity; 3-oxoacyl-[acyl-carrier-protein] synthase activity. The coding region runs from base 1 to 5133 and encodes 1710 amino acids.